Molecule: messenger RNA, 2809 nt
Organism: Aureobasidium subglaciale EXF-2481
Lineage: Eukaryota; Fungi; Ascomycota; Dothideomycetes; Dothideales; Saccotheciaceae
Exons: 2
Coding region: 415-2655 (746 amino acids)
Source: RefSeq, a predicted model, not a curated record
CGGGUCUUGGGUGUUUUCGUGAGGCUAUGCGGCUGCCGGAGAUUCGGAGGUAAGCAUGCGAUUUGGGACGUGAAGAUUUGCUUGGCGACAGGCACCGGUAGGACCGUAGGAGAUGGUCGGUGUCGGUUCAGUCGCCGAUUGAUCAUCAAGAAGGGAAACUCUCUUGCUUUUGGGUUUUGGGUUCCGUAUCUGAUUGAAGCUGUACAUGCCAUCCUCUAUUUCACUCUUAGUGCUUUCCAUAUCACAUACUCAUUCACUGUCCCUUACAAAACCAAAAGCUCCGGAAAGCAGAUCGGAAGCGACAUCGUCAUAAUCGACGACAUCAUCGCGGCAGCUUGACACACGGGCAUAGUCGAGACUCUGUCGGGAUAGUGGAUAAGACAGCAUCAACAUCAGGCGACUGCUAAUUGCACCAUGGCAAAAGCACCAACAGUCGUGAUAGUCGUCAGACAUGGAGCUCGACUGGAUGCCGCCGACAAAUCAUGGCAUCUCACAUCACCCACGCCGUACGAUCCGCCGCUCACGUACGGCGGUUGGAUUCAAUCAAGAGCACUAGGCCUACGCAUCGCCAGCUUGCUCCAUGAACGAGAGAAGGGUUCCGCCUCAUCAGGCACCUCGUCGCCCGCCGGAGCCACGUCUGAUAGCGCUCCCGUCAUCAAGGACUUCGGCAUUUCCGAAGGUGACUUGAAAGCCAGGAUGGCGUCGAAACCGCAAACAAAGCGUCGGAAGCACAAGGUCGUCAUACAUUCAUCGCCGUUCCAGCGAUGCGUCCAGACGGGUAUCGGCAUCAGCGCCGGCUUGUCGCAGUUCCAAGGCUUGCCAGCGAACUCCAGAAAGAGCAGCGAUGCGCGCAUCAAGACACUCAGCCAGCUCCGUUCCUCUCCCAGUCUGCGGCCAAGAGACGCUUCUGCAUCGCCUCAGUUACGCGCAGUUCCCGAGGACCACUCCGAGUCUCGCGAGUAUUUUCGUAGCUCACUGAAAGAGCAGAAGGAGCCUAAACCAUACACUCGCGCCACACUCCGCGUGGAUGCCUUCCUGGGAGAAUGGCUGUCGCCCGACUAUUUCGAAAUGAUCACUCCGCCGCCAAAUAGCACCUUGAUGGUCACAGCUGCAAAGGCCGAGCUUCUUCGUCAGGCUGACAACAUCGAGACGUAUACGCCGUCAUCACCUGUUGUGUCAGGGGGCAAUCUAUGGGGCAAUGGCCAAGCCGCACGCCAACAUUCAAGUUCCGUCAGCAAUGCACCCUCGUCCCUGUCACACGAAACAGAUGGUCCCCUGGAGAAUUGGCAGGUCUUUGCGCGAGACCUGCCGGCAAGAGAUCGCACAAACAGCCUUGGAACAAACAAAUCCGUCGAACACUUCAGACCCGCCGUCACAUCUUCCCCCACGAUUCAUAGGAAUGACGGCUCGUCCGGCUAUACUCCGCCAACCCCUACUUACGCCAUCUCUCCCGGCGAUCCUAUCCCCCGUGGUUACGUUGCGCAUGCUCGCGAUCAAUGCGUCAAAGUUGAUUACAAGUGGGAUAGCAUGCGUGAGCCGCGUUGCUGGGGAGAUGGCGGUCAGUUCGGCGAGGAGUGGAGUCAGAUGCACAAACGCUUCCGACAUGGCUUGUCCAGCAUGGUAGAUUGGUAUUCCACAACCCAAUCUGAGUCUAAGCAGCCCGCUCAGGAUGAUCGUGAAGCCGUUCCCGAAGCGAGCGAAGGCGAAGACGAGGACGAAGAUCUCGUUGUAGUCUUGGUCACGCACGGAGCCGGUUGCAAUGCCUUGAUUGGUGCACUUACAAACCAACCAGUGCUUCUUGAUUUCGGCAUGGCCUCUCUCACCAUGGCUGUGCGUAAAGAUGACCUAUCAACAAUAACUUCCACCAACGACCACUACUUGCCUGCGGACUCUCCAGCUUCUGGUAAUUCACCUGCUCUCAGUCCCGCUGACACUGUCCAACGUCCGAUACCCCGGCGACAGAGUUCCGUUGAUUCUGGGUUGUCGUCUCAUUACGAUCUAAAGGUUGUCGCUUCAUCGGAGCAUCUGCGCCCAGGUGUGGAUCCUACGAAAGCGCCUGUCCCAGCGACUGCAUCUCCUGUUCUCUCUGCCCAAACUGUGCCUCAAUCGCGCAGUCGUCGAUUGAGAUCUGCUAGUUCACAUGCAUCAGCGGGUGCUCCUGUCGACUCUAAUUGGAAUCUGCCAGAGCCAAGAGCCAGAAUUAACAGCUCGCUUGGCAGCAUGCGCCGUCCAUCACGACCAGUCAUCAGUCCUGUUGUCACUAGUCCCAUACUCUCUUCCCAGAUCAGAAAUGACUCGCCUACUGGCUUGUGGAAUGCGAGCAGUGCCAAAGACACCGACUCACCUAGCUUCCUCAAUACUUUGGCACGAUCAAACUCGUUAGCGGCACGUCUCUCCACUCGAGAGUCGACCACACCAGAGCGGUCUGUGUCUCCGAGAGCUGACUCAAGAUCUACACCAACUGAACCCAGCACAACCGCUAUCAUGGAGGAAGCAAAGUCAAGUGUCUCUGCGCUUCCUACUGUUGAGGAAACCCCACCACCCAAGAUAGCACGAUCUCUGAGUCAGAAAGGACUUUGGGGUAGCGCUCCAAAUGGCAGCACCCCUCGUGAUGCGGGAGUCCCGAAGAGGCGCUGGACGGUUGUACAGGAUUAAUUUAGCGAUUGCCUACUAGGCUCACGACUUACGGCGUUCCGAGGUUGAUAGAUAGAGUGUGCAUAAUCCGGCGUUAAUCAGCACGCUUCCACCAUCAUCAAAUGGUGGUGGACAUGUUUUCCCCUCAGCAAUGACACUUGAUUACACUCCCACG